AUGAGUUAUUCAUAUCGGCAGGGCGCAAGCACAGACGCCUACCGACCUUCAUCUCACGAUCCAUUUCCCAACCCUUCAGGCGUGAUAGAGCGGUCACGGCAGCUUGCACCGACAUGGGCAAGGCAACGAAUUGCAGAUUUUCGAACCCGUUGCCGGUCAUUGGCCUCGGGCGGAGUAGAGGGUUCUAGAGCCAGGGCGGAGGCAGGGGGGAUGCUGUGGAGAGCUGUGAAGAAACUUUUUACAAUCACUAAUGCUCUAAUAUUAUUCUGGGUUUGGACAUUGUGGUGGGGAGAGCGGACUGUUUUCCAGGAUAGUCUGGAGAAAUGUACUUGGGGAAGCUGGGAACACUGGCCUCGAGAUGCCACGCCACAUCACGUCGCUUUUAUUGCGGACCCGCAGUUGGUCGACCCUCACACCUAUCCCGACCGACCAUGGCCUCUCUCAACCUUGACGGUCCUCUUCACAGAUCAAUACCUUCGACGAUCCUUUUCGUCUAUCCAGACACACCUCGGCCCCGAUUCGGUAUUGUUCCUCGGUGACUUGUUUGAUGGAGGUAGAGAGUGGGCAACCGCGCAUAGUUCUAGUCCGGAGGAACGAUACAAGAAAUAUAAGGACUCGUUCUGGAAGGAGGAAUAUCAUCGUUUCAUCAAGGUAUUCUCGAACCAUUGGAAUGAAGGAGAUUCAUUCUCGAAAAAUGCCCGAGGUCGGAGGAUGAUUGCCAGUUUACCCGGUAACCAUGACCUUGGAUUUGGAUCUGGGGUCCAACUGCCGGUCAGAGACCGAUUCCAGAUGUUCUUUGGAAAUGGCAAUCGCGUUGAUGUUAUUGGGAACCAUACAUUUGUUUCUAUGGAUACAGUUUCUCUCAGUGCAAUGGACCAACCUGACCCAGCAACUGGGAGCUCAGGUACUGGCUCGGGCGAUGGUCAUCAGCCAAACGAGCGUAUUUGGAAAGAGGCCGAGGACUUCCUCAACAAUAUGAGCAUGCAUCGGGCCAGGGCAGAGAGUGAAGAACUUCGCAUGCUGAAGAACCAAAGCGAGGGCCAUCUCUUCACCCAUAAUGCUGUCGAGAUUUCGGAACCCACAAUAUAUCAAAAACCCCAGCCGGAGAUUGUCGGCCUUCCUACAAUUCUUCUCACACAUGUUCCACUGUAUCGCCGACCAGCGACACCUUGCGGGCCAUUGCGAGAGCGUUAUCCUCCAUCCUCCAACGAGCCACUAGAGGAAGAUGAGGGGAAUGCCAUCAGACUUGGGUCGGGAUACCAGUAUCAGAACGUUCUGACACAAACCAUCACCAAGGAUCUAGUCAGUAAGAUCGGACCGAAUCUUGUCCACGUUUACUCGGGAGACGACCACGAUUACUGCGAAAUCUCCCACCGCGAAUUCAGUGGCUCCCCUAAAGAGAUUACUGUGAAGAGUUUCUCCUGGGCCAUGGGAGUGCGCCACCCAGGGUUUGUGCUCACGAGUCUUUGGAAUCCCCUUGAUCCUGCCACAGGGAAGUCCACAGCACAAGGAAAUCCUGCAGCGACGUUACAAAAUCACCUUUGUCUUCUACCAGACCAGCUGUCUAUCUUUAUAUACUACGGCCUUCUGUUUGGGUUCACGAUGACAGUGAUUCUUGUCCGGGCCGUCGUGUGCGCACUGUACCUCCCUCGGUCCAGCUCUACGAGUCCCAUUCUACCUCUCUCUGAGAUUCAUUCCUCUCCUCCCCCAAAUGACUCUCAAGUACCUUCUGCCGGUACGUCCACGUCCAAGUUCCCACCACUGGGUGGCCUAGCCAGUCGUGGCACGAACUAUCCACCUCGAUAUAAGGCAUCGCAGCCAUACCAUGAUGCUUACUCGAAUGUAGAUCGAGACGAAAAUAAGCUACACAGCUCCAAGUGGAAACCAGACCGCACCGAGCACCGGCGGAGAGCUGGCAGCCCGUUUCAACUGGCUCGGGGGGAGUUUUCCGAAUCAUUCUGGUGCAUAGCCAAGGUUGUGUUUGCAUGGUAUUUUUUCUUGAUUUGGCGAUGGUAA
Messenger RNA from Aspergillus tanneri, 2016 nucleotides. Its product is annotated as putative manganese ion homeostasis (Fr). The record is from RefSeq and is a predicted model, not a curated record. Gene Ontology annotation, biological process: GPI anchor biosynthetic process. NCBI's taxonomy places the organism in Eukaryota, Fungi, Ascomycota, Eurotiomycetes, Eurotiales, Aspergillaceae. The transcript is spliced from 2 exons. Bases 1 to 2016 code for a protein of 671 amino acids. Gene Ontology annotation, molecular function: hydrolase activity. Gene Ontology annotation, cellular component: endoplasmic reticulum.